Molecule: messenger RNA, 1521 nt
Organism: Pelobates cultripes (western spadefoot toad)
Lineage: Eukaryota; Metazoa; Chordata; Amphibia; Anura; Pelobatidae
Source: the annotation of a GenBank genome assembly
AAAUGGCACCCACCAGCGUCCAGCACCCGCCACAAGUGACAACCACCUUCCUGGGCGGGGAGUCACCAAAAGACUGGCGCCCCGCCAGCGACCACGCAAGCAGAGCAAAUUACUCACAAGGCGAUGUAAGACCUCAACCCAACCCGCUCUCCCCUUGUGGGGAAGGACUUGGACUAUGCCAAGUCUCCAGCCAGCAACGCAGAGAAGCGGACCUCUGCACGGGUCUGGGACCAGGGAGCUUCCUCACCGCCUCUCCACUCAGCAGAGGGACCGGCAGCUCUCAGAGGCUCAAUCCACCUCACCCAUUCCAUAGCCGACCUGAACAGAGACUGCAUGAAGUGGCCCAUUAGUGGCAUCGGCUGAUUCUCUGGCCCUCCGAGACUGGCGCUCCCUAACUGUUGCCAAACCUCCUACCACUGCCGACCACCCUCACAACUCUCACGGACGCUCUCCGGACCCGCAUACCAGAGACUCGGGCUGUGACGGACGAGGGGGUCAUGCUAUACCCCACAACUGAGUACCGGACUGUUGUUGCCCUUUGUCUUACCAUUUGGUAAUUAUUAGUACCCAGGUUGAUACCCAGCUAACGUAAACUAUAUCCCCUAUGACCCCGCAGCCACACACCACUUAUUGCAGCCCACACAGGACGCUAAUGUCCGUGAUUAACACGUGACUCCCUGCACAUAGACAGAACCAUAACACUUGCGUAGCCAACCACCCGCCACACAACACGCUCAUCACGCCUAAGUUUCCCCACACGCACCACCUAUCCACAGUGGGAAUAUUAAACCUUAAAGCCAUACCUACUUUGUGUCUUUUCUACUCAGAUCAGUCGCUAGUAUAUAAAAUGUAUGUCUCACACCUAUGCAUAAUUAAGCAUAACUGUACUGUUUUAUUUAGCAAGGUCUAGCAUGUUUAUGGUCAGCAAGAAAUGUCACAAUCACUGCUGUACAUCGGCUUGUCUAACUAGCCUUACGGGCAACCCGCCGGUAAUAAUUUUUCACGCUAGCCAGGAUUCAGCAAUUGUGUUUCUCAUCUUAGAGAUCUAUCACACAGGGCUAUCCUGUGUCUCUUGAUUACUAUUGGAUCCUUUAAAAAGUACAUCUCAUUUAGACAUUCAGAGACCUAACCAAAGAAAUGUUAAUGUUAAUUUGUUUAGCAUGUAAUUUAGGCAUGGACUUCAAUGCAGACUAAUGUCACAAACGACUAGAAAAACCUGUACCCUAUAAGCCUGACGAGCUGAUGAUAAUCUUGUGCACGAUCUCUCAUCUGCCCAAAUAGCAAUCUGGAUGCACAUACUUAGCGUGUAAUGUUUCUCUUCUUUUAUUAACUAAACGGUUGUUAAGCAUAGCGUUACCAUAAAAUCUAAUUGUUUGUACCAAAAGAAUUGUUCUCUUAUACCUUCACGAAAAAUGUGUAAUUGUCACGCAUGCCACGUCUAUGUCAAGACAUGUAACCUCUAAUAUGCUGAUCUGUGCUAUCGUGGCAAAAUCAGCUUGCCUGUUACUUGAUUUUUACACA